Molecule: messenger RNA, 1020 nt
Organism: Colletotrichum paranaense
Lineage: Eukaryota; Fungi; Ascomycota; Sordariomycetes; Glomerellales; Glomerellaceae
Product: rhodanese-like domain-containing protein
Exons: 2
Coding region: 1-1020 (339 amino acids)
Cellular component (GO): mitochondrion
Molecular function (GO): thiosulfate-cyanide sulfurtransferase activity
Source: RefSeq, a predicted model, not a curated record
AUGGUUACCAUCGCUAUCCUACGACCCGCGCGCGGCACAAAGCUGUCGCAAUUCACUGCGCGCUCUCUCCAGGCCACCGCCGCCUUCGCUGCCCGCCGCUCCUUCUCCUCCUACCUCGUCACCCCCAAGGAGCUCGACGAGGCCCUCAAGAAGAAUCCCCCCUCCAAGAUCAGCCCCGAACCGCGCACCAUUCCCCUUUGCGCCUCCUGGUUCCUUCCCAACGAUGGCCGCACCGGCAUUGAGGUCUACCGUCAACAGCGGAUUCCCAAGGCCCGUUUCUUCGAUCUCGACAAGGUCAUUGACCGCCGUAGCGAGUACCCCCAUAUGCUGCCUUCCGCCAAGGACUUUGCAGCGGCCAUGAGCGAGCUGGGCAUCCGUAAGGAGGACACCGUCGUCGUCUACGACACCAAGGAGCUGGGCAUCUUCAGCGCCCCGCGCGUCGGCUGGACCCUCAAGAUCUUUGGCCAUCCCAAGGUCCACGUACUGAACAACUUCAAGCUCUGGGUCGAGCAAGGUCUUCCUACCGAGUCUGGCGAGCUCUAUAAUGUCGAGUGCUGUACCUACCCCAUCCCCAAGUUGGAUGAGGGUAAGGUCGCUGAGUUCGAGGAGGUGCGCGAGAUUGCGCUGGACCACAACAAGGAGGGCGCAGAGGGUGUACAGAUCCUUGAUGCGCGGUCUCCCGGCCGUUUCGCGGGCACCGAUCCGGAACCCAGGCCUGGUCUGUCGUCUGGCCACAUGCCCGGCUCCAUUAACAUCCCGAUGACCGCUGUCCUGGAUCCCGAGACCAAGACGUUCUAUCCCGCGGAGAAGCUCAAGCAGAUUUUUCAGGAGAAGGGUGUCAACCCUGAGAAACCCAUCGUCUCGAGCUGCGGAACCGGCGUAACUGCCUGUGUCAUUGAGACCGCUCUCGAGGAGGCUGGAUGGGGCUCUCCUGAGACGCGCAGAGUCUACGAUGGAAGCUGGACUGAAUGGGCACAGCGGGUCAAGCCUUCUGACUCACUCAUCAGGAAGAACGAAUAA